This is a messenger RNA of Camelina sativa (false flax), 393 nucleotides long. The record is from RefSeq and is a predicted model, not a curated record. Lineage: Eukaryota; Viridiplantae; Streptophyta; Magnoliopsida; Brassicales; Brassicaceae.
AUUGCCCCACGUAAAGGUAGACCUUUGCUUGAAGCUGUGGCUUGUGUUGGUAACAUCGCGAAGGCAAUGGGAUCCACAGUGGAAACUCAUGUUCGAGAUCUUUUAGAUGUUAUGUUUUCCUCUAGUCUCUCUUCUACACUUGUUGACGCUCUUGAUCAGAUAACCAUCAGCAUUCCUUCUUUGCUGCCAACGGUACAAGAUCGGCUUCUAGAUUGCAUUUCGUUGGUUCUUUCAAGAUCCCCUUAUUCUCAAACAAAGCCUCCUGUUCCUGUUGUCCGAGGUAGUACAGUGGGCAUGGCACCACAGUCUUCUGACCCUAGUUGUUCAGCGCAAGUUCAACUAGCCCUGCAGACUCUUGCUCGUUUCAAUUUCAAGGUCGCCGCUCUUUGCUGA